AAGAGGCUGGAGGUGCUCACUACUCUCUUCAAACUGAAUGAGCAUGGGUCAGGGAUUCCCAGGAGCGGGUGGCGUUAUUACUUAUACAAGGAUGCAUUCAGAAGAUCCUUUAUUGUUUUUUUCCUCUUUCCUUCUGCUAAUUACUUACCCUGGCAUAGAUAAGGGGGAGGGAAAGUAUUUCUCCCAGGAUAGGUGAUUCUAACACUGGAGGGCAUAGGUUUAAGGUGAGAGGGGAAAGAUUUACAGAGGUCUGAGGGACAGUGUUUUCCCCUAGUGGGUAGAUGGAACAAGCUGUCAGAUGAAGUGGUAGAGGCCAGUACAAUUAUGUUUAAAAUACAUUGGUAGUAAAAGCAGAGGUUAAUGGGCCCAAUGCAGACGAAUUGGACUAGCUCAGACAGACACCUUCGUCAACAUGAGCAAGUUGGGCCAAAGGGCCUGUUUUCAUGCUGUAUAACUCUGUGACUCUGGCCUACAUUCCUGAUGUUCCAGAUACCAACCCCGGCUCUCUUUCUAGAGAAAUGUGAUGAUGAACCAUCAGGAUAACCGGACAAUUGAAUGCCUUAUUAUCACAGCUUUACUGAUAGCACAAUAGUGACUGCAUUUUAAAACUAUCUCUGACCAUAAAUGUAUUAAGGUCAUGAAAAGCAAUAUAAAUGCAACUUUUUCUACUCUUAUUUGUGAUACAAUUUCUGCUUGUUGAUUUAUUUUAAAUGCCAUUUAUGAGGAAAAUAAUCUGUGACAUUCAGGUUGUUGAUUUAUUUGCAGAAUAGACAAUAAGUGGAUGUGUUGGACAAUUCUAAGUUUAAUUUUGGACUCUGACAUCAAUGUGAGCCUCGUUGGAAAGAAAAAUGAAAUCUGCUGGUUGAUGGAAAUUUGUGAGGCUAUAGAGAGAAAGCAGGGAUUGUAGAACUAAUUGGAUUUCUGAAUACACAAUGGGCUAAACUGUCUCCUCUUGUGUUACAUAAUGAUUCAUUUUGUUCGCAUUUUGUUCGCAUUUUUAAACUGAAGCUUUCUAAUUCAGCAGUGUGGUUUGAUUUAGGCAAAGGGAAUAAAUGAUUUAAAUUACCAUCUUUGAUGCCCUGCCAACAAGUUGGGUAUGCUGCAGUUUUCGUGGCAGAUUCCGGUGAAAUAGAUAACCUCUAGUGUCACCAAAAGAGACACGAAAUGCAGGGUACAGGAAGGGUGGGGGUAAAGGAGAGACAUCCGACAGAGAUAAAUGCGACAGGCUGCAAAUAAGAUACACUUAUUAAUACAGUGCAAACUGCACGGUACUUCAUAACUCUCAGUGGCACAAAGAUAUGCCAGUCAAAAUCUGGGGAUCUUGCCAUUGGACAGAAGAGAGAAGGGGCUGUCCAAUGCUAAGAGCUGUGGAGAAGGGACAUUCAGGUGAAGGUCUUUGACUGAGGGAGUGUGAGAAUGGAGAAGAGAGAGGACAACAGAGAGAAUAGGAUUUGAAAUAAAAUAAACAGCUGCAACAAGUAGAAUUGGAUCUCAGUGAAAACAACUGGAAUCUUGUACAGUCUGCAGGUUUUCUUCUGGAGGUUGAAGCUGGCCUUUGAGUGCACCCACUCUUGUCAGAAUGGGUGAGGUACGUUGAUGAACGGUGCAGAGAUAUCCUCACCAUGUUGCAGAUAUGCAUGCCAUGGCUCCAGCUCAAGACUGCACCAUCUUUGGCCUUGAGUGGUCUCUUGCUGCUGUUAUCUUCAGUUCAAGCGGCCACCACCACAUGUCCCAGAAGCUGCCAGUGUUUUGCAAAGAAUGGCAAGUUUGUACGCUGCACUGGCAAGAACCUGAAAGAAAUUCCCAAAGACCUCCCUGCUGAUACUGUGUCCUUACACCUAAACUCCAACAGGAUAACCAAAAUACCCAACAAUGCCUUCAAGGACUUAAACCUACUCAAGGAGCUGGAUUUAUCCAAAAAUGCCAUUGAGUCAAUAGAUACUGGAGCAUUUAAAGGAAUCCCAGAUGGCCUCAAGAUGCUCGAUCUGUCGAACAAUCAGAUCCAGAGUGUACCGAAGGAGGUCUUUGGUAAAAUUAAAGCGAAGAUCCGACUCUCCAACAACCCAUGGCACUGUGAAUGUACGCUGCAGCAGGUCAUCAAAGAGUUGACACUGGACCCAGAGACAGUCAACGACUUCAUCUGCCAGUCCUCCGUGCAGGAGGAAUACACAGGAAAGCCAAUCAUUCAGAUUCUCAAUUCAGGUAUCAACUUCUGCAACAUUCAUCAGAAGACGACUGACAUCGCCAUGUUCAUCACCAUGUUUGGCUGGUUCACCAUGGUCAUAUCCUACAUCGUGUAUUAUGUGCACCAGAAUCAGGAAGAUGCCAGGCGGCACCUUGAGUACCUGAAGUCCCUUCCCAGUACACAGAUCACCAAGGAGUUUGACACAAUCAGUACUGUACUAUGAGGUGGAUUAUCCUUUGUAGCCUGACACCAAUCCAACCUUAAUACUGGAUGAGUCAGUAGGAUUCCUGGCUCAACCACAAGUGCCUCGUUAGCUAAUUAGAGAUUGUAUGCUCUUAGACUUUUUUUUAAAUACUUUUUUUGUGCGUUGAAGUUCCUAAUAAAGCUGUCAGAAUAAAUGAUUGUUUUGACUUAGUGCAUGA
Leucoraja erinaceus (little skate) is the source of this 2607-nucleotide messenger RNA. It is a transcript of the gene lrrc3, whose product is annotated as leucine rich repeat containing 3. The transcript has 2 exons. The record is from RefSeq and is a predicted model, not a curated record. Gene Ontology annotation, cellular component: plasma membrane. Lineage: Eukaryota; Metazoa; Chordata; Chondrichthyes; Rajiformes; Rajidae. The coding region runs from base 1623 to 2408 and encodes 261 amino acids. Gene Ontology annotation, molecular function: protein binding.